Messenger RNA from Anarrhichthys ocellatus (wolf-eel), 1624 nucleotides. RefSeq names its product glutaminase kidney isoform, mitochondrial-like. The record is from RefSeq and is a predicted model, not a curated record. Gene Ontology annotation, biological process: L-glutamine catabolic process. The transcript is spliced from 8 exons. The coding region runs from base 144 to 1208 and encodes 354 amino acids. Gene Ontology annotation, molecular function: glutaminase activity. NCBI's taxonomy places the organism in Eukaryota, Metazoa, Chordata, Actinopteri, Perciformes, Anarhichadidae.
GCCUCUAUGUAUUUUUGGACGCCGGUGUUUCUGAGUCAUCGCACCUCAGUCAGUCAACGUGGUAGCAGACGCAACGGCCGUGUAGUUGCUACCGGAUAUAUUUGGAACCACGACUUUCUCUCCAACAGCCCGACAGGAUUGAGAUGUUACAUUUUAGGUGUUCGACAGUGCUGAAGGAGUUGUUUGAAGCCACCCUCAAGCGUCCUCUGUCCGGCUCCAGACGGAAGCCCUGGUCGCCGAUCCGCCACCGCUGCUUCGGCGCCGCCUCCGUUGAUGCCAGAGCCGUCUCCACUCCACUGAAGGUCCUCUAUGCCGCCGCGCCCCGCGCCGCCUUGUUCCGCUCGUACUGCACGAAAACGGAAGGCGCAGUGGAGCUGGAAGAGCGGCUGAAGAAGGAUGGCGUCAGCAGCGAAGAAUCCAGCGAGAAGAGAAGAAAUGCAAGCAUUCUGCCCAGUUUGGAGGACUUGCUCUUCCACACAGUCGCAGAUGGUCAAGAGACGAUUCCUGCCCAUAAAUUUCUCACAGCGCUUAAAGCCACGGGGCUUCGCUCUGGAGAUCCCAGACUGAAGGAAUGCAUGGACACCCUCAAAGAAACUCUAAGGAACACAUCAGAUGGCGUUACGCUGGACAGGCACCUAUUCAAGAAGUGUGUCCAGAGCAACAUUGUCCUGCUCACUCAGGCCUUCCGCAAGAAGUUCGUCAUCCCAGACUUCCAGUCCUUCACCUCCCAUAUUGAUGAGCUGUAUGAGAGUGCCAAAAAGCUCUCUGGAGGACAGGUUGCCGACUAUAUUCCUCAGCUUGCCAAGUUCAGCCCGGACCUGUGGGCCGUCUCCCUGUGCACAGUCGACGGACAGAGGCACACAGUCGGAGACACCAAGGUCCCCUUCUGUCUGCAGUCCUGUGUCAAGCCUCUGAAGUACGCCGUCGCUAUUCACGACCACAGCACAGAGUACGUGCACAGUUUCAUUGGGAAGGAGCCCAGUGGCCUGCGCUUCAAUAAGCUCUUCCUGAAUGACGAUGAUAAGCCCCACAACCCCAUGGUUAAUGCUGGCGCUAUUGUUUGUACUUCACUGAUUAAGCAAGGUGCAAGCAACGCUGAACGAUUUGACUAUGUAAGUAUUAGAGGUCAGACCUGGUCAAUCAUUGAAGUCAGAAGUAGUCUGUUAACUUUCAUGAUCUUUGUGAAGAGUCCAUGUCUAGAUGACUAGGCACUGUCUUUAUUACUUAGUUGUAUUGUUUAUUUGAUUUAUCUCUUUAGAGAUUCUAAUCAAGUUAAUUAGCUGUGACCAAUUUCUUACUACACAGGGAUUCUAAGAAGUGUUUGAGUGUUAAUGUGUUUGCACCAGAAAAGUGACCCAAUAGUAUACUCAAAAGAAAAGAACAAGCUCUAAUAAACCACUACCUGCUCACCACCAAACAGCAGACAGACAAAGUGUCUAGCUGGUGGACAUAGUGGAGCAUUUAGCAGCUAAAGAGCCAGAUAUUUCCCUCAGGAAUUGGCGGAGACCCAAAACAGACCUAAGAGAGUGAAUACUAAGCCAACAUUCCUCAGGUGGCCAGAAACACAACUCCAAAUACUUGUUGUUCUGUAACUGCUGAAUGUGUAAAUAAGAAACUGUAAACA